Monosiga brevicollis MX1 is the source of this 564-nucleotide messenger RNA. RefSeq lists its product as uncharacterized. The record is from RefSeq and is a predicted model, not a curated record. Lineage: Eukaryota; Choanoflagellata; Craspedida; Salpingoecidae. Bases 1 to 564 code for a protein of 187 amino acids. The transcript has 2 exons.
AUGGCGCCCUCAUCACACACCGGAACGCUUCUCACCGUCUCCGGCCUGGCCUUGACCGCCGCCGCUGUUUGGCUGGUGUACCGCGAACAACAUCGACUUUGCCGACUCCUCAACCAGAACGAUCGCGCUGACCCCACCACCGCCCGCCAGCAUCCCAAAGAACAAGCUUCGCGCACCGCCAAAGCAGACUCGAUCCCGAUCGACAAGACUUUGGACGAGGAUGAAGAUGACGAGACCCACUCAGCCGAUCGCCUCAACGAGUCCGUCUCUUCAGAGUGGUGCGUCGUCGAUGCUCGCGACGCUCUCCGCCAAACUCCAGAGCCCAGAGCCCGCGAGCGAUUCGAAAUUCCGCUGGGACAGCGCACCUUGGCAAGCGAGGCUGAAGUUUUUGAAGACGUGGCCACAGGUGAAGACUACGUUGAGUAUGAACCCAACGAGGACGAGGUCGAGGCCAAUCAGCGUUUUCGCGAGCAAUGGCGACCCAAUUCCAGCAAUGAGGAACACGCCUUUUCCGCCCAGUUGUCCUCUGCGCUGACAGCGGGACUGCAAGGCCGUCCCUCUUAA